CUGGGUUUGUGCAGAUCAAACACUUCCUGACAUUUUACUGCAAUGGUACCGCUGUUUGUCGACCGGAAAGUUGCAUAAACCUGGGAGUCCUGAAGUGACCCACAUGAAUCCUCAAGCACUUGUCCGAUGUGCAUCUGGGUCGGCUCCGAUUACGCGGAGUCCCUCUUAAAACUCCUUGCAGCCGAUCCGAAGAGAAAGACUAUUGUUUUGGGUCCACCCAUCUGUGGGGGUGGUUCUGCUGCGAAAGUUAGCAAAGUUUUCAAGCUGUCACUGGCUGUCGGCGAGAGGCGGAUGGAGGCACAGGCGUUUGUAAGCAAAGGCGAAGGCCGACUAACAACAACCAGCCCUAGCACGGGGAAUACCUAAACAGCAGUAGAUAACGAUGAGGCUUGACUUGCAGAAAGUAGUUUAAGUGCGCGCUCGAACGCUGGGUCCACGAUGGAGCUCAUUUGAAUUAUCAUUUGGCACCGUGUAAAAAGUGUCAUGUAAACGUAAGCUGUCUGUGCUGGCAAAAUGACCCGUUUGGACUGCAGGCUUCACAUUGCACAUGGAGCUUCUCCCAUCCACUUUUUCAUGGUACUUGUGACCGUGCUGGACAACUGCAAGUCUGGGCUGGGACUACAACGACAACCAGAGAGAUUCCUCCAGGACCUUCCUCCGUAUGAAGUGGUUCACCCCACUAGAGUGAGUGUCACAGGUCACUUCCUGUCCAACUUCCUGUCUCAUCGUGCUCGCCGCAUACAGCGUCGCCAUGUCUCUGGGGAGUCCACGGACCAGGAGAGAGUCUUCUAUCAAUUGUGGCAUGCUGGCCACAGUUUACACUUUAACUUGACUCUCAACCCACAUCUGCUGGCCCCGGGCUUCUUGACAGAGCGCCGGUAUGGCGGCCUCAAAGGGGGAAAGAUCCGCCCCCCUGGAUUUGCCCGGUGCCAUUUCCUGGGUGAAGUGUGGGAUGGAUCGGCUGUCAAAGGGAAUGCAGCGAUAAGCACCUGUGAUGGACUGACAGGACUGUUCAAAUUGUCAAAUGAAGAGUUCUUCAUCCAGCCUCUGGAAAAGCCGCAUGAUGAGCCCUCGGCACUUCAGGCCCAUGCCAUCUUUAAACGCCACGCUUCCGUCCCAUCAUCCUGGAGUCCACUUUUAAAGUCCAUUUCAGGGAAAAAAGCAGUUAAUGGUUCCUGUGGAGUCAAAGAUUCCCAUCACAGUUUGGAAGCGAUUGAGAGAAAGCGGGAAUACUGGGCGCAGCGCCAGGACAGAAAAAAGAGAAGGAUCCAUCGGCGCUCCAUCAGCAAAGAGAAGUGGGUGGAAACACUGGUGGUGGCUGACCCGAAAAUGGUGGAAUACCAUGGCAGCAAAGGUGUCGAAAGCUACAUUCUUGCUGUGAUGAACAUUGUAGCAGGUCUUUUUCAAGAUCCGAGUAUUGGAAACGCCAUCAACAUUGUUAUGGUUCGACUUAUCUUAUUGGAGCAAGAUGAGGUCGACUUAAAGAUUACUCACCAUGCCGACAAUAGCUUGAGUAGCUUUUGCAAGUGGCAGAAACGACUCAACAUGAAGGGAGACGAUCAUCCUCUGCACCACGAUGUCGCCGUUCUCCUCACCAGGAAGGACAUCUGUGCAUCCAUCAACAUGCCGUGUGAAACGCUGGGUUUGUCCCAUGUGGUCGGGAUGUGUCAAUCACAUCGCAGCUGCAGUAUUAGCGAGGACACCGGCCUGCCGCUAGCCUUCACUGUUGCACAUGAGCUGGGUCACAAUUUUGGGAUUCAGCAUGAUGGCAACGGUAACGACUGUGAACCCAUCGGGAAAAAACCUUUCAUCAUGUCUCCGCAGUUGCUAUAUGGGACCUUGCUGCCCAAGUGGUCCAGAUGCAGCCGGCAGUAUAUUACACGCUUCCUUGACCGUGGCUGGGGUUGGUGUCUUGAUGAUGCCCCAGCGAAGGAUACCGUUUCCCAAAGCUUGCUGCUUCCAGGGGUUCUGUACAGUGCGGCCCAUCAAUGCCGGUUGCAGUAUGGAUCUGGAUCCGUGCUAUGCGAUGACAUGGAUAAUGUGUGCAGCACGCUGUGGUGUACUGUGGGAGCAACAUGCCACUCCAAGCUCGACGGUGCUGUGGAUGGAACCACUUGUGGCCAAGAUAAGUGGUGUUUCAGUGGCCAGUGUAUCGCAGCUGGGCAUUACCCAGACAGUGUCAACGGGGCCUGGGGUACGUGGAGUGAAUGGUCGGCCUGUUCAAGAUCGUGUGGGGCAGGAGUUGAGAGUGCACAGCGGGACUGUGAUGACCCAGUCCCCAGGAACAGAGGGAAGUACUGCCUGGGAGAAAGACGGCGGUAUCGCAUCUGUAACACAACACCGUGUCCAAACAACGUGCCCACUUUUAGAGAUAUCCAGUGCAGUCACUUCAACAGUGCACUCUACAAGGGCAAAUUCUAUAAGUGGGUCUCAGUCAUAAGCAGAGUCAGUCCUUGUGAACUCCACUGCCGUCCACUGAAUGAACACUUCUCUGAAAAGAUGCUCGAUGCCGUCACUGAUGGCACCCCGUGCUUUGAAGGCAACAAAAGCCGAGACAUGUGCAUCAAUGGCAUCUGUAAGGAUGUCGGCUGCGACUACGUGAUUGAGUCAAAUGCAGUGGAGGAUCGAUGUGGAGUGUGUCUUGGUAACGGCUCCACCUGCGCAACUGUGAGAAAAACAUUUGAGGAGAGUGCAGGACUGGGUUAUGUGGACAUUGGACUGAUCCCGGAGGGAUCAUGGGACAUCAGGAUUGAGGAGAUGGCCGAUGCUGGAAAUUUCCUAGCGCUCAGAGGUGACGGCCCCAACAAGUAUUAUCUGAAUGGCGGCUGGACUAUUCAAUGGAAUGGCGAGUACAAGGCAGCUGGGGCUGUAUUUACGUAUGAACGAACAGGCCAUCGAGAGAACCUAACCUCACCUGGGCCCACCAUGGAACCACUGUGGAUUCAGCUCCUCUUUCAAGAGACCAAUCCAGGAGUGCGCUAUGAGUACACAAUCAGUCAAAAUAUUUCUGAGAAUAAUAACGGUUCUGCCUCCGUUUUCUUCUGGAAGUGUGGAUCAUGGACUGAAUGUAGUGCCACCUGUGGAACAGGUGUCCAGAGGCAGAUUUUUCACUGUGUGGAAAGAACUAAUGGAAUAGUGGAUGAGUCAUUGUGUGAUCCUUUCACCCGACCUGAUGACAACCAAACCACAUGCAACAAGGAGCCUUGUCCAGCCAUAUGGUGGGUGGGUGAGUGGCAGAAAUGCUCAGCAAGCUGCGGGAGCUCUGGAAUGACUAAAAGGACAGUGAUGUGCAUCCAAGCCAUCAGUGUCGAUGAUCAGAAAGCCUUACCGCCCAGUCAAUGUGAAUCCACGCCAAAACCUGCAUCCGUUUUGUCCUGCAACACAGACACCCCAUGCCCGGCAGAUUGGACCACUGGCAGUUGGUCAAAGUGUUCGCUAACAUGUGGAAGGGGAGUACGUCGGCGUAAUGUGACCUGUUCCAGAAACACCGGCGUGGACUGUGACCUGCAAAAGAAGCCCCUCUCUCUGAGUACCUGUUCAAUCCAAGACUGUCCUCAAGUUGUGGACAAUUUUGGUGAUAUUGACUGGUCUGGAAGUGGAUGGACAAGCGAAGAAGUGUUGAAUGAAAUUAACCUCAUACCUGCAUCCAAACUACCUCCAAAGUACAGUUCCACCAAAGUUCAAUCAAAAAAGAGUGAUCCAAAUGAUGUCAAUAACAUCUUCGAAGACUUCCAUUAUCAUAAUAAGAUAGAAGGUGAAGACAAUACUCCUAAAGUGGAUGACUUCUACUAUGACUACAACUUCAUCAACUUUCAUGAAGAUUUAUCAGAUGAGAAUGCUGGAAUAGAUUCAGGGAACAGUCAGGAACAAGAUUUUCUGCAUGAGGAAGAGCCAACUGGCAGUAUGAGGACCACAACUCUUUCUUUGAAACCUGCAGAACCAGAAAACAUGACUAAAGACACCCUGGAGAACAUUGGAAACUCUGGAAAAGGAGAACCUUCUGGAAAUUUUGAUGACUACCUUGCUGCGGAUUAUCUUCUGCCUGUUCCCACCACUAGGUCACCUCCAGAACAUUCUUCGCAGAGAAAUGGGUACGAUGAGCUCCUUUGGAAUGAAAACAAUAAUGCGAGUUCCCCUUUGAAUGAAACUACCGGAGAGCCUACAAAGAGUAAAAAUGUGGGGCAAGAUACAGACGAGGCUGAAAAUAAUCACAAUUUCACAGGGGAGGAAAAUCACACCGGGGAAUUCACUCCAUCACAUACUGGUUCAAAGCCUGGUAUUCAAGCUGAGGACCGUCACACUGUCACACUGACAGAAAAAUCCAGAGAAGAAGAUGGCUUAAAAUUGCACCAAACUUCCACAAUGUCUCAAUUCGCUACGCCUAAAACUUUAAGGUCUUCAGGAACUGUUGGAGCUUCAGAGUUAAAUCUUACUCCAAGUACCAAUGAAUCACCAGCAUCCUCAGCUGAUUUUCAUCUGGACAAUUUGCACCCAACCCAUCUCACCACGGAAUCGGUUGCCAUUCAAGAUAAUUCUGACAGAGGCGUCAGUACGACCUCACUGCCUCCCUCUGAGAGUUCCACCCUUCUCCUUACCUCAGAUCUUGUCACGUCAGGAAAUCGAAGUGACCCUGAUGACACCAUAUUGUCUGCCGGAACACAGUUGCAGCCGCCUACGAACCGGGAAGGACACAGUCAGCCUCCCCCAGAUCGUUUCCAGCCAGCAACAACGGAACAGAGUCUCACGAAAGCUUCGACUGAAUGGACUGCAGCAGAUUCCUCUUAUACAUCAUCAUUUCCAUUUGAUGACCACGACGACGAUCAAAUCCUAAUUCCCCCGAUCAUAAGAUCGGAUAUUGCAAGUGACCCGGACUCUUCAUACAAUCCCCCACUGGUGAACACCGCGUCCACCGAAGCCAUUACCACACACAAAUCGAAGAAGAGUAUCUCACCAAGCCGGCAUUCUUUUCUUUGGCCACCCCCCCAGACAAUAUCAGAACAAACGCCAGCCGCCACACAAGUGGCAGCCUUUUGGGUCACUGGCAACUGGAGCUCUUGCUCUACAAGCUGUGGUCUGGGUGCCAUCUGGAGGACUUUGACGUGCAGUACUGGCUCCGAGACUGAUUGUGACCCAGGCGAGAGACCCACACCUGCCCAGCGUUGUUAUCUGCGCCCCUGCUCCAUGUGGAAAGUUGGGGAAUGGACUAAGUGCUCCAGGAAUUGUGGGGGUGGCAUAAAAUCUCGAGAAGUCCAGUGUUUCGACAUGCGGGAUCAGAGACCUCUACGACCUUUCCACUGUCGAGCAAUGUCCUCCAGGCCACAAAGUCAAAUGACCUGUAAUCUUCAACCAUGCCUUGACUGGUACACUUCUUCCUGGGGACAGUGUUCAGAGGUUUGUGGAGGUGGAGGACAGCAACGACUUGUCACAUGCCCAGAGGAGGACCUUUGUGACACUGGCCUGAAGCCCAACAACAUUCAGCCAUGUAAUGCUCAGCCUUGCGCUCAAUGGCUAAUUGGAUCCUGGGGACAGUGCUCAGCGACCUGUGGCAGUGGAGUGCAGCGGCGACUCAUCAAGUGUGUGAACACAAAAUCUGAAACAGAACAAGAGGUGUUUCCAUCCCAGUGUGACCAUGAGGUUCAACCGAGGAGCACACAGAAGUGUCACUUGGAUGACUGUCACAAGGAUCCUCCCGGAGAAGUUUGUCUCCGUGAUCGUCUCACGUCCCGCUUCUGUCAGACUCUGCAGUGGUUGGGCCGUUGCCAAUUGCCCAACGUGCGAGCGCAGUGCUGCAAAACCUGCAAGAGACAGCCAGGCCGGACCAGCAGCAUCAGUCACCACUGAGUCGCGAACAAGGCAACCACUCAUUGAUGAAAUGUGGAUUUUUGUCACCUCAAUAGACUACCAGUUUAACUCCGCUGUUCAGUAACGGAGGGAAUGUAAAUAUUUAGGUUCACUUUGUUGAUAAUGCCCAGAAUGGCAAAACGGUCACUGACAAAAGGCUGCAGACGAUGGUGCUCUCCCAUCCAUGUAGCCAGCUUAGAAUAUACAGUAUACAUAUACACACACACACACACACAACUAGAGAAAUGACAUAUCAAUGUUUGUGGUUGGUAGCAGGUACAAUAGAACUGAAUGUAUAAAUUAAAUGUGGACAUUCACAUUUACUGAGGUGCUGACAUUCCAUACGCGUCUGUUUACCAACGCUUCAUUUCUGCACAUACGCAGCGAACGAAAGGUGGCUCGACGUGACAUUCUGUGGUUGCAAGACAAUUGUAGCGGUGCAACAUUCAAAUGUCUUCUCUUGGAUGAUUGGAUUCAUCUCAGUCAUAACCUGCGCAACAGCUGAUUUGACGUCAAAAUGUGUUUCCAAAUUUCGACCUCAUUUAAAACAUCGUCACAGCUGUCCGUAGUGUUCAUUAUCAGUAGCGUUCUCAGUACAAGUGAUAGUGCAAGGUUAAUUCAUGAUCCGCUGUGCACAUUUAAAAUAUUACACCUAAAAACGAUGUUAAAUGGUGCUCAAGGAAAGUACAAGAAUCAUUCAGGGAUGAUGUGAUGAUGACAACAAAUUGAGAAAAUUGGGCUGCAGGACAUUUGGUGCUUUGGACUACGUGGGCGGGCCCGGUGCCUUAAUUAAAAAUUUAAAUACUGUAACUUUCAUAUCGUUCCAGACUUUUGAUAGUAAAUUAAGUGUCACUCAAAUUCAGAUUUGUAUUACCUAGUUACCAGUUAGCCAUCAUACUAGCCCGGGGGUCAGACCCGGUCCGCCGUAUCAUUUGGCAGGGCCCGCGUGAGUAAAUUAUGUGCAUCAAUUUCAUGUUCCUUGCUAAAAUAUCAAAAUCGUCUUCAUUUUUUUUUUUUUAAUGUUGCGAUAUUCUGAGCAUGUUUUUUUUUUACUAAUCCCCCUUUUACGAUAAAUGUAAUAUUUUCACUGGUCUCUGCUUUCAAAACUAGUUAUUAAUCAAUUUGUUGUUUAUGUUGUUUAUUUAUUUGUGAUCACUGACAUCCGAAGGAAACCGACACUCUGAUGUGGCCGAUGACAAAAAUGAGUUUCACACCCCUGACCUUCAUAGAUAUGUCCAGGUCAUAUUACUGUAGGUUUGGGGAAUUAUAUUUUGGUGUGGAUUGGUCUUUUUUCCAUUGAAACGCACCAUGCCACAUUUUUUAGGAAAGUUAGUGUUGUGGGGGUUUUUUUGUUUCUUUUUUUUAAUUUUAACAUAGAUUUUCUGAAACAAAAAUUGGCAACUGCAAACAUCAGACCCAGUUCUCUUUCUGUAAGUUUCUUUUGAAGGUUUUUGAUGCCGCAUAAGAAACCAGAAACACAGAGGUGUGUGUAUUAAUGGCAAAUGAUUGCAGCCUGCCAUAAAUCAAACGUGUUGAAAAGAAAACCACCAGCUAGGAACCCAUAAUUCCGUGAGCGGUAACAUGACUCUAAAUGUAUGUUUUCUAAAUGUACGUAUUUCAUACAUUCACUCUGGAAGGUCACUCUGUUUUGGACUGCAAUUUCAUGCAUUUAUCUGGUGUCAACAACCAGCUGAUGUCACAGGUCAACUAGAAAUACAUCUCAUAUGUCUGUCAGCAGUCAGGUUUUAUUUGUAUUGUAAUUUAAUUUCAUUGUAUUCUGAACAUUAACGGCUACUUAUACUUUAACAUGAACUCUGCAGGUAUAUGUAUCAUCAGUUACUCCAACACGCGCAACCAAAUGAAAUGCAAUUAACUUGAAGCUGUGCUCCACUUUUUCAAGUGGAUUUUCUCAGUCCCGGGAUUGUGAUUUUGUUUUAAAUCAAGGGACCAGUUUUCCAAAAAAAAAUGGUGAUCCUCUGCAAUAAGUCCUUGCCGUGGCGGUCCCUGCACACGUCUCAGGUUAUCUUACAUCUAACGUUGGUGCUGGCAUUAAUGCUCAUAUUAAAAACAGUGUUCGUGUAUAUGUGCUUUGCCUUAUGCUAAAAAAAGGUUCAUUUGUUCCCAGCACAAAAAUCAAGUGGCUUAAAUAUUGCUUGUCAAAAAAUGCAUUGACCUUGGUCAAUUUGUCUUGCCACAGAGGCGUAAACACAAAACCUACUGCAUCUAGUGAGCUGCAUUAAAAGGAAAACAUUUUCCCCACUGCUUCCUUUUUAUUUUUGUGAGUUAUGCAUUUAUGGCAUGACACGUGAUUAUUUGAAUGACAUGCAAAUUACAUAUUUUCUGGUCCAUUUGAUUUUAUAGUAGUGUCGUCUUUGAGAUGACAAGUGUGUAAAUCCAUGCUUGCUGUUGAUCUAAAAAUCUCUGCAGGUCAGACUAAAAUUCCUCUAUUCCAAGGUAAAGUUGAGGCUUUGUCAAAUGUGGCUCUUCUUGCUAUUGACCCUUUUCCACUGGCAAGAUCAGUCAUUACCCGUUGCUUUUUCCAGUUGGUCUACACGCUCAGACACACGUGUACACCAAAUACACCCUUGCUCACAUGAGCGUUCACUGUUAUUGAGAAGUUGUUAGCUUUGACAACUCAGUCUCCAUUUUGCUGUGGCGCCCUGAUUCCCAGCUUUCCUCAGUCUCAGUUUCAAAUCUAAUUUGCAAUCUUAUCGUUGUCAAAUGUAACGUGUUCUCCAUGGGAGUGUGUCUCUGACUAAUGUUUUAAUGAGUCAUGGUUUUCUCAGUUAGCCAUCAUACUAUUCUAAAGAAGAAAAGCAACCAGUGGCUGCAGUGGAAAAGUGCCAUGAAAGUGCUAUUUGGGUGGGGGUGGGGGGGGUGACAGAAAAAAAUGCUUCGAAGAUAAAAAGAGCAAUCACAAUCUUGACAAAAGGGUUCAGAUGAUAGUGUCACAGAGUGUAGUCUGUGGAAAGGUAGAUUGUACAUUCUCGCAUGCAAAUGGAUUACAAAAUAAAACUGCAGAUGAGGGUAUUGCCAAAUGGACCAGUCGUUGAAACAGAUAACACAAAUAGCUGAGAUGUAAACACCAAAGGGAAUCUUCCUCCUUUUCCUGUAAUUAGCGGAGAUUUCCAGGCGUGACCAUCAUGCUGCAAGAUUCACUUACCUGCAAUCUAAUUAGUCCAGUUUUGAUUUCAUACAAUCCACUGAGGUAUUAGAGCAAGGAACACAAUUUGAAAUAAAAUGGAUAUAACAAGCUGACAACCCCCGCUGAAAUUCCAGGUUUCUGCGAAAUGAAAAAAAAAAAUAAUACCGAGCUAAAUAAUUCCAACGUUUUUUGACACCAUGAAUGGUAUAAGCUGCACAAUGCAAAUAGAGGGUGGGGUGGGUGAUGAAAUGUAUUAGGGAGGGGAAGUACUGUAUAAGUUUGCAAGCCCACUUUUAUUUGGGGAUGUGACUGUUUUCAGAAUUCACCAAAGACAUUUAAACUCAUGUUAAAUUGGAGUCAGUGGCUCUAACUCAUCUCAAAUAGUUAGCUGUUCUGUGAGGGCUUUCACGGCAUUUUUGUCGUUACCUCUUUGAGCAGGGAUGGCCAAUUUAAAUGCUGAAGGGGUAGGGGCAGGCACAUUUUUUCUUCAGUGCUAUGUGGGGGCUACACUGGACAAUGCACUUGCGAACCAGAUGUAUGGGGAAAAUGCUACUGUAUUUUAGAUAGACAUAAUACAUGCAGUUGUGCAAAAUACGUGCUCUCCAUAUAAUUAAUUUUUCCUAUUUCUCAGUGUGCAUGUAUAAAAGAUCCAAUAUCCUUACCCAACAACAAUUGGUGUGAAUGACUAUAUAUGUAUGUAUGUAUGUAUACGUAUGCAUGUAUAUAUAUAUAUAUAUGUAUCUAUGGUCAUUGAGGCAUGUGUACUGAAAAAAACCAAGCAUUUUUUAGACAUUCACAUCAAUUGUCUGUGCCUUGCCAUGGUACAUACCGUAUUUUCCGCACUAAAAGGCGCACCUAAAAGCCUUCUAUUUUUUUUCAAAGCUCACAGCCCGCCUUAAAAUCCGAUGCAGCUUGUGUAUGGCCAUUACGGUAAUGUGUCAAGCACAUAAUGACUCCUUGUUAGAGAAAUGUUUACAACGCAGAGCUCAAACUUAAGGCGAUCAGUUUCGCAGUUGAAUAUGGAAAUAGAGCAGCGGCAAGAGAGUUCAACGUUAACGAGUCAAUGUUAUAACUUGCUGUUGGUUAAGUGAACUGUGUCGCUGCUUUAUUAAAUAAGUUUUACUGACA
Messenger RNA from Hippocampus zosterae (dwarf seahorse), 10114 nucleotides. Its product is annotated as A disintegrin and metalloproteinase with thrombospondin motifs 7. Gene Ontology annotation, biological process: extracellular matrix organization; proteolysis. Gene Ontology annotation, molecular function: metalloendopeptidase activity. The transcript has 25 exons. The record is from RefSeq and is a predicted model, not a curated record. Bases 514 to 5841 code for a protein of 1775 amino acids. Gene Ontology annotation, cellular component: extracellular matrix. Lineage: Eukaryota; Metazoa; Chordata; Actinopteri; Syngnathiformes; Syngnathidae.